Messenger RNA from Liolophura sinensis, 2380 nucleotides. RefSeq names its product out at first protein-like. The transcript is spliced from 4 exons. NCBI's taxonomy places the organism in Eukaryota, Metazoa, Mollusca, Polyplacophora, Chitonida, Chitonidae. The coding region runs from base 32 to 856 and encodes 274 amino acids. The record is from RefSeq and is a predicted model, not a curated record.
UUUGCCUCUGAAUAGCUGUCAUAAACUGCAAAUGAGUUGCGCGUCAGAUGGAUAUAGGGACACGAUGUCAGCGUGCCUCUCCGUCCUGGCAAUUCUGUAUAUAUCUGUGUGUGUGUCGUGGGGUCAACUCGUUGUGAACGUGAAAAACCGAGGCGGGGAUGUGAUUGUAGAGAGCAUCAACGCAAACACUACAGACGACACAAUUCAGUUGGAAUUUAAAACUGCGGACGGAACAUUUGUUACACAGUUUAUCGACUUUAAAUCGGAAGUACAGAUUUUACGUGCCUUAAUUCUUGGGGAAGAAGAAAGAGGACAAACUCAGUACCAAAUUCUUUGUUUUGUGUUGCGGUUUGUCAAAAAUGAAUUUAUAUCAUCAGAUGCAAUGUCGAAGUUGAGGCAGAAAAACCCAAGUGCAAUUCGCACGCCGGAGGAUGACAGAGGGCAGGAGCUUCAGCAGCUGGAUUUACUCGUGGACCUGGACAAGUCACAGAUGAUCAGCCCUGUGAUCUAUGACAUGUGUCGUGAGGCGAAGGACACCACCUUCACAAAGGAAGCCGAUGUCAAACUGCUGUCUAAAUUUCUUGGCAAGGAUGCUAGUACUCUUGCUUCAGCGACCAAACAUUUCCCUUUCACAAAACUGCCGCGGUGCUCUGAACUGGUUGACCUCAGCAAGCCAUGUUUGUGUCACUAUGAGAUCUGUGUAGGCUGGUAUCCUUGUGGUCUUAAGUACUGCAGGGGGAAAGACUCGACUGGGCGAGUGGUCAGCUAUCGCUGUGGCAUCAAGACGUGUCGCAAGUGCCGCGUGUUUGAGCACUAUGCAAGACAGAAAAUGCUGUGUAUUUGGGAUGAAGUAUGAAGCAGAGCUGAGUCCAAGAAGACCUGUGAUACUAAGCUAAAAACCCAAUAAAGAAUGCCCAAAGUAUCAUUCACAAAGACUCGUACCUGAGCAGCACAUCUUCAUUAGGCAGAAGAUAAGGUAGUCCUGCCAAGAUCUUCCUCAUUUGAAUAUUGUUGGUCAGAAUGUAAUUCUGAACAAUACUUUGUUAAGUCAACUGCAUGGCCUUAGGGCACUUCAUGGAAAAGUAGCGUAUUUUUGUACAUUAUGAGCACUAUCUGUCUUGUGUAAUUUGAAAAACACACAAUCACACUUGUGCUGGACAAUCUAUAUAUUUUUUUACAAAGACAGACAUGUUUUAUACAUAGACAGACUUGUUUUAUACGCAAACAGACUUGUUUUAUACGCAGACACUUGCUUUACAUGUUGACAUACCUGCUUCAUAUGUAGACAGUAUACAUAAAAGAUGUCCAAGUUUGUUUUGUUAAAUCUUGACUAUCACAAAAGUUCAGCAUUUCUGCAAAGAGUAGUGCCCCUUUCCCAUUUUCCUGGGGUUUAGGACCUUAGGGAUCAGUUUAUAUUCUCCCUUUUAAUAAAUGAUUCAACAUAAUAUUUAGUGAAAGGCUCAAUGUAGCCUUGUGGAGACCAGUAGAUAGAUUCUGUAUUGUGGGAGUAGCAUUGUUGUUUAUGACAGACAAUACUUCUGUGUAACCCUUAUACCAGUAUGCAGACCAAACCAUGGAACAAGUGGGAAAAAGGAGCUGUAUGAUCUGUAACCUCCUCACUCUGUAUUUCAACUCCUGGAGGCAGGAAAAGCUCUGUAUUUACCUGCAAUGGUUGAAGAUAUUAUCAUGAUAACUUUGGGGGUAGCUGCUUUAGUCUGUCUUUAUAUGACAAAAGCAAUAAAUGGUGGUGAUUAGUGGUGAAUGAUCAACAGUGAAAAUAGUGUAGGGCAAGCUUCAACUGGUAGUGCAGGCCUAUAUCAGCUGGGUCAGAAUUAGUUUACACCUGACAAAGCUGAUAUACACUGUACAUUACUUUCCAGUGUUACUCUUUAGUGUGGCUCCAUCACUUUUGUUAGUUUUAUCAGGAUGACGUGUGGACUCUACUCAGCACUAGAUGGUUGAGCAAUGUAAUGAAGGCCAAAUUAUGCAAUGUGAUGUGAAGAAACUGUGGAGCUGAUGUUUGAUUAGAUAGAUCUCUGAUGUUUGUUUGGAUGAAACUGUGAUGUUUGAUUGGAUGAAACUGUGAUGUUUGAUUGGAUGAAACUGUGAUGUUUGAUUGGAUGAAACUGAGAAUGUAUUCACCAGGAUUGCAAUAGUUGGUGUGUGAAGUGUAGAAUUUAUGUGUGAGAAAAUAGGUGAUCAGCUAUACACUCUUAUUGUACACUUUUAUUACAUCUGAUCAACCGCACAUAAACAGUCACUGUAUGUGAUAUUUGAUUAACUGCACGUGCAUUAUGUGUGAUCAGCUGCUUCUAUAUUCAGUCUGAUCAGCUGCACCGGUAAUGUGUUGAAGAAUAAUAGUGAUUCAUUCUGUCAAAUG